CACAGGCUUAUUCUCGAAAUGCAGUAUAACAGGCGCCAAAGUUGUGUCGAGGCGGGCAACAUGCUGCCCCUCUUUCUGAAAGCUCGACCUCAUAACAGAAACGACACGUGACACUUACUGCGACUGCCUUGUGGCGUGAACCAUGGGAAAGGGCAACACCUAUGCGUGGUAUGUGUGCAUGGUGGUGGCUACAACAAUGAUCUUGUACGGCUAUGACUCUUCGACAUUCAAUGCUGUACAAGGCUCGAAACAUUGGGUGGCAUACUUCCAUAAGCCCAGUCCGAGCGUAAUAGGGUCCAUUAACACUGCGUACAAUGUCGGUGGCAUCAUUGCUGGUGUCUUCAUGUCUGCACCAAUCUCAGAUCGCUUUGGUCGUCGAUGGGCCAUCAUCACUGGCUGCGUGAUCGUGAUCAUCUCAACAUUCAUCUCGACCUUCACACCUCGCAACAUUGGUGGAUUCAUCGCCGGACGUGCCAUUGUCGGUAUUGGACAAGGUAUCGCUCUUCCAGCUGGCCCAACGUAUAUCAGCGAGAUCGCGCCUGCAGAGAGCCGAGGAAAGAUUAUGAGCUUCUGGCAAAUGAACUUCAGCGUGGGGAGCUUUUUGGCUUACUGGAUCAACUACGCUUGCACCAAAAACGCGGCCAAGCUGGGUGACUGGGAUUGGAAAACUGUCCAAAUUUUCCAACUCCUAGCGCCUAUUCUAAUCAUUAUUGGAAUCACGUUCUGUCCUGAAUCACCCCGUUGGCUCGUUAAGCAUGACCGUUUGGAAGCUGCCGUGAAGGCUUUGUCCAAAGUGCGCGACAAUCCGGAACGUGUUCAACACGAGAUCAGUGACAUUUCACGCGCCCUGCAAUUCGAAAAAGACGAAAUCUCCUCAGGAUAUUCCGCACUCUGGAAGGACGAGUCAAUCAGGAAAAGACUGUUGCUUUGUAUCCUGCUCAACAUCGGCCAACAACUUACGGGCCAGGGGUCGCUCAACAACUAUUCUACAAAGAUUUAUCAGUCGGUGUUCACUGAUAACGACACGAUCCAGCUCAUCAAUGCACUCAAUGGCACCUUCGGUAUCCUCUUCACACUCAACGCCACUUGGACUGUUGACAGAUUCGGUCGCCGCUUCUUGUUCCUUGUUGGUGCUGUCGGCAUGGCUGCAUGCAUGAUCACGGCAGCCGCUGUUGUCACAGAGACCCCCGGAAGCCUUAGCGCAGGGAAACCACGCAGCGUCGGCAUCGCCACGGUCUUCCUGAUGUUCCUUUUCGCUUUUUUUUUCAAGCCGUCGUGGGGCGCGACAGUCUGGAUCUGGACCGGAGAGAUCUUCUCGAUGAAUGUUCGCAACCAAGCCAUUGCCAUAUCAUCACAGUUCCAGAAUGUCGCAAACGUCUGUCUUCAGCAAGCAUUUCCAGUGUUCCUAGCUAAUGAGGGCUUCUACGCCAUGUACAUGUUCGGUGCCAUCAACGUGGUGCUGUUUGCUUAUGUCUGGUUCUUUAUUGCGGAGACGAAGAACGUCAGUCUUGAAGAGAUGGACAUCAUCUUUGGCGGCGCGAAUCAUGUUGAGAACGCUGAGUUGAGCAAGGGGACUGCGGAACAGAUCGAAAUUGCUACAGCUGAGACAAUCGUUAUGGCGGCUCCGAAGCGAAACCCGUAGGUUCUGGUCCUUCGAAGAGUGGCGGAGUGCUGAAUAACGGAUUAAAUCAGAGCGGCACUAGUACAGCAAUGGCAAUUCGUGACAGCGUCCUUUC
Macroventuria anomochaeta is the source of this 1736-nucleotide messenger RNA. Its product is annotated as MFS sugar transporter-like protein. The transcript is spliced from 4 exons. NCBI's taxonomy places the organism in Eukaryota, Fungi, Ascomycota, Dothideomycetes, Pleosporales, Didymellaceae. Gene Ontology annotation, biological process: transmembrane transport; carbohydrate transport. Gene Ontology annotation, molecular function: carbohydrate:proton symporter activity. Bases 143 to 1642 code for a protein of 499 amino acids. The record is from RefSeq and is a predicted model, not a curated record. Gene Ontology annotation, cellular component: membrane.